GCCGCGAUGAAGAGCAGCUUACAGUGAAAGGGAAGUAGGUCGUGGCCGCUGAAAAUGCCUUUAAGGGACAAGUACUGUCAGACUGACCACCAUCAUCACGGAUGCUGUGAACCAGUUUAUAUCCUGGAACCUGGAGAUCCGCCCUUGUUACAGCAGCCGCUUCAGACAUCCAAAUCUGGCAUUCAGCAAAUAAUCGAGUGCUUUCGAUCAGGAACCAGACAGCUUAAACAUAUUUUAUUGAAAGAUGUGGACACUAUUUUUGAAUGUAAAUUAUGCCGAAGUCUUUUCAGAGGAUUACCAAAUUUAAUUACCCAUAAGAAAUUCUACUGCCCCCCAAGUCUCCAGAUGGAUGACAACCUUCCUGAUGUAAAUGAUAAACAGAGCCAAGCCAUAAAUGAUCUCCUAGAAGCCAUAUAUCCCAGUGUGGACAAGCGUGAAUAUAUUAUUAAGCUAGAACCCAUAGAGACCAAUCAGAAUGCAGUGUUUCAGUAUAUUUCAAGGCCUGAUAAUCCCACCGAAGUCACACAGUCAAGCAGCACUCCUGAACAGACGGAAGUUCAAAUGCAGGAAGCCAGCACUGAACCAGCUAAAACCGCUCCAGUCCCGGAUACAGAGGUGGAAGCUGUCGAGCCCCCUCCUGCCGAGGUUAUGGCAGAUGAAGCUGUACCAGCAUCUGAUGAACAACCUCAGGAAUCACAGGCCGAUGUGGAAACUUCUGACAGUUCUGAUUUUGGUCAUCAGUUGAUAUGUUGUCUUUGUAGAAAAGAAUUCAAUUCCAGGCGAGGUGUCCGUCGUCACAUUCGAAAAGUACACAAGAAAAAGAUGGAAGAACUCAAAAAGUACAUUGAGACACGAAAGAAUCCAAAGCAGUCUUCUAAAGGACGCAGUAAAAAUGUUCUAAUUCCAUUAAGUAGGAGUUGUCCAGUGUGCUGUAAAUCAUUUGCUACAAAAGCGAAUGUAAGGAGGCAUUUUGAUGAAGUUCAUAGAGGACUAAGGAGGGAUUCAAUUACUCCUGAUAUAGCGACGAAGCCUGGGCAGCCUUUGUUCCUUGAUUCUGUUUCUCCUAAAAAAUCUUUUAAGACUCGAAAACAAAAGUCAUCUUCAAAGGCUGAAUACAGUUUAACUGCAUGCAAAUGUCUCCUUUGCAAGAGGAACUAUAGUUCACAAAUAAUGCUUAAAAGACAUAUGCAAAUUGUACACAAGAUAACUCUUUCUGGAACAAACUCUAAAAGAGAGAAAGGCCCUAAUAACGCUGCCAGCAGUACAGAAAUAAAAGUUAAAGUUGAACCAGCAGAUUCUGUAGAAUCUUCACCCCCUUCCAUUACCCAUUCUCCACAGAAUGAAUUAAAGGGGACAAAUCAUUCAAACGAAAAAAAGAACACACCGGCAGCACAGAAAAAUAAAGUUAAACAAGACUCUGAAAGCCUUAAAUCAACCAGUCCGGCUGCUGCAGGUGGCCCGCAGAAAACCAGGAAACCAAAACUUUCAGCUGGCUUUGACUUUAAGCAACUUUACUGUAAACUUUGUAAACGUCAGUUUACUUCCAAACAGAACUUGACUAAACACAUCGAGCUGCACACAGAUGGAAAUAACAUUUAUGUUAAAUUCUACAAGUGUCCCCUUUGCACUUACGAGACUCGUCGGAAGCGUGAUGUGAUACGACACAUAACUGUGGUUCAUAAAAAGUCUUCCCGCUACCUUGGGAAAAUAACAGCCAGCUUAGAGAUCAGAGCUAUAAAAAAGCCCAUUGAUUUUGUUCUAAACAAAGUGGCAAAAAGAGGUCCUUCGAGGGACGAAGGAAAACAUAGUGAUUCAAAACACGAUGGCACUUCUAACUCUCCUAGUAAAAAGUACGAAGUAGCUGAUGUUGGUAUUGAAGUCAAAGUCACAAAAAACUUUUCUCUUCACAGAUGCAAUAAAUGUGGAAAGGCAUUUGCCAAAAAGACUUAUCUUGAACAUCAUAAGAAAACUCAUAAGGCAAUUGCUUCUAAUUCACCUGAAGGAAACAAAACCAAAGGCCGAAGCACAAGAUCUAAGGCUCUUGUCUGGUGA
Elephantulus edwardii (Cape elephant shrew) is the source of this 2052-nucleotide messenger RNA. RefSeq names its product zinc finger protein 800 (gene ZNF800). The record is from RefSeq and is a predicted model, not a curated record. NCBI's taxonomy places the organism in Eukaryota, Metazoa, Chordata, Mammalia, Macroscelidea, Macroscelididae. The transcript has 4 exons. Bases 55 to 2052 code for a protein of 665 amino acids.